Clarias gariepinus (North African catfish) is the source of this 5161-nucleotide messenger RNA. RefSeq names its product TBC1 domain family, member 2B (gene tbc1d2b). The record is from RefSeq and is a predicted model, not a curated record. Bases 176 to 2986 code for a protein of 936 amino acids. Lineage: Eukaryota; Metazoa; Chordata; Actinopteri; Siluriformes; Clariidae. The transcript has 13 exons.
UAAGAGGAAGAAGGACGAGCCUACUAGUUAGUAAGGUAGUGUGCGGUUUUAUUAGGGCCCUCCUGCUUCCGCACUACGUUUCCCGUAAGUCUUUGCCGCACCACAAGAAUGGACGACAAGUCAUGUGGAUGACAAUACAGCCGUGCAUCCGCAGAAGGGCAAAGCUCGGAGAAAGAUGCGGGAGGAGGAGGAGGACGCCGCCGCCAAUCCGGCCAGGAGCUCACGCGUUAUUUUCACGGCCAAGUCCGUAGACGUGGCUGAGUGCGACGGCGCGAAGGAGCAGGCGCCCAAACUGUGCGGUUACCUGAACAAACUCGUCAGCAAAGGGCCUCUGAAGGGAUUUAAAACGCGCUGGUUCGUCUACGACCCGAGGAAGUGUUACUUGUAUUAUUUCAAGACUCCUCAAGACGCGCUUCCUAUUGGCCACAUCGAAAUCGCCGACGCCUGUUUUACCUACGACGUGGAGGGAGAAGAGGGACAGUUCGAGAUUCGCACCGCGGGCAAAGAGUUCCUCCUCAAGGCACCCAGCAGGCAGGUGAUGCAAUACUGGCUUCAGCAGCUUCAGCAAAAGCGAUGGGAGUUCAGUAACGCACGAGGAUGUGGCAAUCGAGACACCUUGUGCUCUCCGACCCCGCUCUUUCCUCACACAGGGCUGGUGGCCAAAGAUGCCGAUACCAUGCCCCCUGAGCCGCCUAAUGAAAGUAUGGAGAGUGUGCGCAGUGAUUUCACAGAGGAGGCAGAUGCUAAUGGCUUGGUUGGACUCCAGACUGCAAGGAACCCAACAAUACAUAAUUUUUCACUUCGACACUGGGGCGCUGAGCUGAGGAACAGUAUGUCUCAGUUGCGGCCUGGCCGAGGAGGAGAGAACAGACGCAGUGUAUUUUAUACAGCCAGUAAUGAGGAGUGGGAGAUGGUGGAUCCCCCCACUAAAGACACUCCAGAGCACAUAGCUUCAGCUGAGAGUCAGCGUCGUGAGAGCCCUUCACACCUCCACAGACACUCUAUUGGCUCGGCAUUCACAUUUGAUUUCCGGAGCUCAUCACGUGUUAAGCGUCCAUUCCAGAUGAACUUGCCUAAAUCAAGCCGCAGUGCAGAGACGCUGGAGUAUAACGGCAAUAAGGCCAUGGAGCUGCAACUACGUCUGCAGAGCCAACAGGAGGAGUUGAGCCGCAUGCAGGAGGAGCAGAACCACCUUCAAGAGGAGCUCAGCAGUCAGAAGGAGCUGGUGCGUCUCCUCCAGCAGACUCUGAGGACUGCUCAGUGUGAGCGCUGGUCAGGGGACAUGGACAUGGCCGGAGCAUUGACUGAGCGAGAUGGCCAGAUCCAGUCCUUAUGUGGACAUAUGGAGAGACUAGCGCUGGAGAAGGAAAGCCUACAGCAGGAGCUGAAGAGCCUAAAGAUCAAAGUGGGAGAGAUUAAUGAUCAGUUGGGCAUGCUGAUGGAGACCAUCCAGGCCAAAGACCAGGUGAUAAUGAAGCUGUCACAGCAGGAAGGGAGCACUGAAACAAAUGAGUGCAUUUCUCCUUUAGCACGGGAAAGGCAAGAGCUCAACCUCCUGAAGGACAGCCUUCAGGGCUACAAAUCCCAGAAUAAUUUUCUGAACAAAGAAAUACUUGAAUUGACAGUUUUACGAAGAAAUGCUGAAACUAGAGAGAAGCUCUUAGAGGCAAAGUACAGUGCUCUGGAGGCCAAGAUGUGCCAAGUCGAGAGCAAGUACCUUGUGCUUCUGCAGGAGGUUAAGACUCCGGUGUGCUCCUUACCUGAGCAGAGCCCAAGCGGAGAUGUCAUAUCUAGACUGCUGGAGGAUGCGCUGCAAGUGGAGAGCUCUGACCAGCAGGAGCACAUGAUUCUCAAGCCUCAUCCUGUCAGCGAGUACGAUGUAUAUGGCUUCAAAACUGUGCCAGAGGAGGAGGAUGAGGAAGAGAAGCUGGUAGCCAGAGUUAGAGCUCUAGAACUCAGGUCUCUCUCCUUGACCGACCAGGAAGUGUCUGUUGGGGUGAAAUGGGAAAACUACCUGGCUAGUAUCAUGAACAGAGAGAUGGUACGCUGUCCAGAGUUAAAGGCUUUAAUCCGCAAUGGUGUGCCUCAUGCGCAUCGCUCCAAAGUCUGGAGCUGGUGUGUUAACGUCCAUGUGAAGAAGAUCCGUGAGUGCCAAAAGCCAGACUACUAUGAGAGCCUGUUGUGCACAGCGAGGAACAAACCUAACCCAGCUUCUAAACAGAUAGAGCUUGACCUGCUGCGCACUCUGCCCAAUAACAAGCACUAUGCUUCACCUUCAGCUGAUGGCAUCCAGAAACUCAGAAACGUGCUGCUGGCUUUCGCCUGGAGAAACCCAGACAUAGGCUACUGUCAGGGACUUAACAGGCUGGCAGCAAUAGCUCUUCUCUAUCUGGAGCAGGAGGAGGCUUUCUGGUGUCUCAUCACCAUUGUGGAAGUUUUCAUGCCACGAGACUAUUACACCAAGACGCUCCUUGGCUCACAGGUGGACCAGCGUGUGUUUAAGGACCUGAUGAGCGAGAAGCUGCCCCGACUUCAUGCUCAUUUUGAGCAGUAUAAAGUAGACUUCUCCCUCAUCACCUUCAACUGGUUCCUGGUGGUUUUUGUGGACAGUGUAGUCAGUGAUAUCCUCUUUAAAAUAUGGGAUGCCUUUCUCUAUGAGGGACCCAAGAUAAUUUUUCGCUUCGCACUCGCUCUUUUUAAAUGCAAAGAAGAAGAGUUUUUGAAGCUGCAGGACCCAAUGGCCAUCUUUAAGUAUCUUCGAUACUUCACAAGAACAAUUCUAGAUGCAAGAAAACUCAUAAACAUGGCAUUUGUGGGCAUGAACCCAUUCCCAUUAAGACAAAUCCAAAACCGUCGCACCUUUCAUCUGGAGAAGGUUCGACUGGAGCUCACAGAGCUGGAAGCCAUUCGCCAGACAUUCCUACGCGAGAGGGAGACUUCCCAAGUUGGACGCAUGCUUAUCAGUGAUGAUGAGGAGGACAACUGAAUACCUGCUGGUCAGCACGUGUGAGACAGAGACAGUUUUAUUUUAGUUUUUUUUAAUUGAGCAAAAAUUUUUAUUAACAAAUGCAGUGUUUUGUGUAAGUGUCCAAGAUUUGGGACUUUCUUCACUUGCUUGCAUUGUGGUCCACAUUAAACAGCCAUUUUAGGUUUAAGAGUAUCUUUCAAUUCUUUUCCUUUUCAAGACUCUUUAGUGAUGGUUUAUUUUAUUUCUUACAGAUCGUCAUAAGUAGUUCACACAUUAAUGAGUAAGAUAAUAUUUACUAGGCAAUGUUUAUCUUCUAUCAUGCUGGACUUGCAGUUCAGAUACACCAGUGUUAUCACAAUUCAAAAAUAUAAAUAUCACUUGUGUUUGUUGAUUUAGUGUUGAUUGUGCUUGUUUACUUAAUUUUUCACACUCACAGCACUGUGUAUUUUUUGUUCUUUUAUUCAUUCAUCUGUAGUAAUUUCCUCCUAUCCUAUCCUAUCCUAUCCUAUCCUAUCCUAUCCUAGGAACACAGGGAAUGACAUGGAAAUGUACCCUGGAUAGGAUCACUCACACAAACGCUUAUGAACACACUUAUUAGUUUAGAGUAGCCAGAAGGCAUGAGGAACAUGCAGAGAAUACACAAAACACAGACGUUAACCUGUGCUCAUGACUGAACCACAUACCCGAGUUGUGUAAAGUGACACCAUGCCACCCAUUCAAUAUUUCAGGUUUUGAUUGUACUCAAUUUUCUUGGUACGUCAUUUUCUGUUGUUUAUUUCCUUCUAAAGCACUUAAAUCACUUUAAAUUGUGGACAUUCAGCUAGUGCAGGGAAGUUGAAGAUGUACUAGGCAGAACUGAGAAUCAGCAAAUUCUCUCCUGUGUGUGCAUAAAGCAUCUGCUGAAGUUCAGUCAAAAUGCCUGUCUACAGCCAUUUGAUGACACUUAGCUGCUGGAAAUCAAUUCUUGGACAAUGCAUAUCAUUUAGCCUGUCAGAGCCACACUGCUUAUUUUCCGCUGGAGUGACAUUUCUUUGUAAACCUUUCUUUGUUGAAGUUUGGAGCAAUCUUCAUUUAUUACAAUUCAGCCAAACAUCCAGGGCUGUUUGUGUUUUGUAUUAUUCAAUGGCUGAGUGGAGCUUUAGUUCAGGGCGAUUGCUGCAUUAUAAGUUCAUAGAACUGAAAACCAUUUGCCAUGUGUUGGUAUGAACAUGACUAACAAGUCUUUGUUUUGGUACUGAUUGAGUGAUUGACGGUUUACCACCCUCUUCCACAGGGAGCAGUAUUUAGUAUUUUCUUUUUAAAUAAUGAUACUUUAUUACACUUUAUCAUUGAUUGACAUUCCAUUUCUCAUGCAUGUUUUCAGUGUUUUAUUAAAUGUAAAAAUCAAUUUACAUGUUAAAGGCCUACGUGAUGAGGGACAAAGAAUGUUAGCUUAUUGCCCUUUUAUAAUGCUGGCCUUAUUUUUGAUACGCUAUUAUUCUUUCUUUUUUUUUUUUUUUACUUUUUGAAUAAUUUUCAAUAUGUCACAUGACGCAUACUUGUAUGAGGUUUUUUGCUUUGAAACAUGGCAGGUACACGUUUUUUUCACAGGUCACCCUCCAGUGUUUUACCUGUUAAUAUAAGAAACUGAUGAGUACUUAACCCUGUGUAUUACAUUUAAAAUUUCUCAGAAAAGAAUGAUAAUUUGACUUUUUAUUCAAAGCUGUGAAUGUUUUGUGGAGAGCAGGUCUCUCAAAAUGCAUUUUUUUUAUUAGAUCUAAAAAUAUCCAGAGUGUACUUAUCAGGGAUAAAGUGACUUCUUUAUAUCUGCAUUCCCAAAAUUGUAAAAAUUUUACUUUUCAUUAAUCUAAUUUGCUGUGUACUGCCCAUGGUAUUUGGCCUUAAAAUGUAACUUUUCUAGUUUAUCUGAUCUUGUAUGUAUUUUAUAUGAAUCCCAGCCUUUUUCACUUCUUUCAUAGAAUAAGCUAGCAUGUCUCAUUUCCAUUGUUUUUUUUUAGAAAUGCAUUGCACUGUGAUGUAAUGUUUGCUUAAAUUCAUAUCCACUACUCCUAUAUACUGUACAUAUGAAAACUGUUAUGAAAAUCUGAACUGAAAAUCAUAUUGUGCAUUUAAAUGAACCAAGCAUUUCAUAAUGUAAUCAUUUUGUCUUGUUUUGCUCAAGUGUCCUGAUCAAUAAACUUUUACUGCCAUAAA